AAUAUCCAAAAUUAAAAUUCUAGUAAAUCUUCUUGCCAUGCACACCCUUAUGACAUUUCACUCCUUGACAGUAACAUCUCUCUCUCUCUCUCUCUCUCUCUCUCUCUCUCUCACACACACAAAAUCUGGCAAUUACCCUUCUGGUCUCCAGCUGUGUAUAUUUUCUCAAUCUCCCUAUUGGUGCUCUCUCUCUCUCUCUCUCUCUCUCUCUCUCUCAUACUCACUUUACCCUAAAAAGAGCCACUCAUUUCCUUCAUAAGCUCCUCUCAAGCGGCAGUCUUUUCAGCAAACCUUGAGAGAGAGAGAGAGAGAGAGACAGAGAGGGAGUGAGAGGGUCUCUGCUUCACUUCAAUACACUAUUCAUUUUAUUGGGUUUUAUUUCCUUCCAUCUAUUUUUUGUUCUUCUAUUCUUUGAUUGAAAAUAUCAUCUUCUUCAUCCCCAUUAUCUGAAAACACUCCACAAACACACUGCAUAUAUAAAACAAAAACCAAAGUAUCUGUCUUUAAUAACUUUUGUUUCAUAGUUGAUGAAAUUUUGGUAUCCAAAGUGAGAGAGAGAGAGAGAGAGAGAGAGAGAUAAAGAGAGAGUUUGUGUCCGUUUUGGAGAGAUUAUUGUUGUUGUUGCAAUGGCACCCAGUUUUGACUGUACGGUUUCAAGCCUGCUUUGCGCAGAAGACAACAUUUUCGAUGAUAACGAUUUUGGGUCUGUGAGAUUGGAGGAGUGUGAGGAGGCUAUGUGGCCUCUUAGAAAUCAUCGAAACUAUCAUCAAAAUCGUGGCUUUGAUGAUGAGGGUGGACUGCCAUUGCAGAGUGAUGAGUAUUUGGCUUCAAUGGUUGAAAAGGAAUGCCACCACUUGCCUGGUUCUGAUUACUUGAUGAAGUUGCAAAGUGGAGACUUGGACCUGGGUGCUAGAAAACAGGCUCUUGAUUGGAUUGGAAAGGCAAAUGCCCAUUUCAGUUUUGGACCUCUCUGCCAAUAUCUAUCCAUAAACUACUUGGAUCGCUUCCUUUCUGCCUAUGAAUUACCUAAUGGCAAAGCUUGGACUAUGCAACUGUUGGCUGUGGCUUGCUUGUCUCUUGCAGCCAAAAUGGAGGAGAUUGAUGUUCCUCUCUCUCUAGAUUUACAGGUGGCAGAGUCAAAAUUUGUAUUUGAGGCUAGAACAAUUCAAAGGAUGGAGCUUCUGGUUUUGAGCACAUUAAGAUGGAGAAUGCAAGCAGUUACCCCUUUCUCCUUCAUAGAUUCUUUCCUUCUCCAGAUCAAUGAGGAUCAAAUCCCUCUCAGAGCUUCAAUCUUGAGAUCAUCCCAACUCAUUUUGACCACUGCUAAAGGAAUUGACUUCUUGGAAUUCAGGCCAUCAGAGGUUGCAGCAGCAAUAGCAAUUUCUGUUGCAGGAGAAGCCAAAACAUUAGACACUGAGAAAGCAAUCUCUAUGCUCAUUCAACAUGUAGACUUAGUAAAGGAGAGAGUGGUAAAGUGUGUAAAUUUGAUUCAUGAUAUGUCUUUAAUGAGUGGGGCCUUUAAGGAUGCUAGUGGCUCUGCCCAGUCUGUGCCCCAGAGUCCAAUUGGGGUCUUGGAUGCUGCAUGCUUCAGCUAUAAAAGUGAAGAGAGCACAGUUGGGUCAUGUGCAAAUUCCUUCCACAAUAGCUCUGAUUCUAAAAGAAGGAAGCUAAACAGAGCCUGUGAGGUGGAGUUAUAGAGCUAAAUUAUUUUUAUUUUUGUUACAUAAGUAGAUUGGUGUGUUUGAUGAAGUUGAUCAAAGGAAAAAAAAAAAUUUGAAAAAAAAAGGUUGGAAAAGUACAAUGAUGGGAGGAAUGGAAUAAGUUAGGUCAUGGAUGGAGGAUGGAGAAGGGAAACAAUAUGUGCCAUGCUUUUGGCAUGAAGAAGAAAACCUCUCCAGCUGUUAAAUAUUAGACUUCUUAGCAGCCAGAGACUAUGAGCAGAGAAAAGUGGGGAACAAAAUGGAAAUGGAAAAGCUAGUUCUGUUUGUGAGAUACAGUUUGGUUUAGUUUUUGGAGUUUGUAUUUUUUUUAAUUGGUUACGAAAAGAAAAAAGAAAAAAGAAAAAAUUGGAACAGAUAAAAAGUAAUAUAUGAUUGCAGGAAUUUUAUAUGUUCUUAUGUUA
Prunus persica (peach) is the source of this 2122-nucleotide messenger RNA. RefSeq names its product cyclin-D2-1. Lineage: Eukaryota; Viridiplantae; Streptophyta; Magnoliopsida; Rosales; Rosaceae. The coding region runs from base 627 to 1697 and encodes 356 amino acids. The transcript has 6 exons. The record is from RefSeq and is a predicted model, not a curated record. Gene Ontology annotation, biological process: mitotic cell cycle phase transition; regulation of cyclin-dependent protein serine/threonine kinase activity. Gene Ontology annotation, molecular function: cyclin-dependent protein serine/threonine kinase regulator activity. Gene Ontology annotation, cellular component: cyclin-dependent protein kinase holoenzyme complex; cytoplasm; nucleus.